Molecule: messenger RNA, 1931 nt
Organism: Hypomesus transpacificus
Lineage: Eukaryota; Metazoa; Chordata; Actinopteri; Osmeriformes; Osmeridae
Gene: bckdha
Product: branched chain keto acid dehydrogenase E1 subunit alpha
Exons: 8
Coding region: 291-1631 (446 amino acids)
Biological process (GO): branched-chain amino acid catabolic process
Molecular function (GO): oxidoreductase activity, acting on the aldehyde or oxo group of donors, disulfide as acceptor
Source: RefSeq, a predicted model, not a curated record
GUUGUCAACGAUCCGAGCGCGCAAUCAUGACGCGUUUCAUCUAAUUCCAGACAGAUUUCGAUCCCAGUAUUCUUCUUACAGAUCUUUAAAAAAUACAUAGAUUAUCUAGCUCUGUGCAAGGCGUUAGGUGUAGGUUCUCUCGCUGUCACCUGAUCAAGGUACAGUUUGUGCUUAAAUGAUACUGAGAGUAGGUCCGAUAUUUUGAUCGACUCGAUUCACUGUCCUUGGCUUGGCUUGUGCACGUCAAGUUAGCACUGCUAGCCUAGCUUCACCAGCGCACAACAGUGAAGAUGGCGACCUUAAGAUGCAUAAAUAAUAUGUAUGGCGUCUGUUUUCGUGCAAUUCGCUCAAAACCUGGUUUGAAAUCAUCAAGGCUUUUACAGCAGAGAGCGUUCAGAGUCAAUGAAGUCCAACACCAACAGCCUUUUGACUCAACCACAGAGAAGCCACAGUUUCCAGGAGCUUCUGCAGACUUUAUCGAGCACCUGGAGUUCAUCCAACCCAAUGUUAUCUCUGGCAUCCCGAUUUACAGGGUGAUGGACAGGGCUGGGCAGAUCAUAAACCCGUCUGAAGACCCACAGCUCUCCAAGGAAACAGUUUUGAACUUUUAUCAGAAAAUGACUCUGCUCAACACAAUGGACCGCAUUCUGUAUGAAUCUCAGAGGCAGGGUCGAAUCUCCUUCUACAUGACCAACUACGGAGAGGAGGGGACCCACAUUGGCAGUGCUGCUGCUCUGGACCCUAACGACCUGGUCUUUGGCCAGUACAGGGAAGCUGGAGUACUUAUGUACCGUGGGUUCCCCCUGGACAUGUUCAUGGCGCAGUGCUAUGCCAACGCUGAUGACCUCGGCAAAGGCAGGCAGAUGCCUGUCCACUACGGUAGCAAGGACCUGAACUUCGUCACCAUCUCUUCUCCUCUGGCCACGCAGAUUCCUCAAGCUGCUGGGGCUGCCUAUGCAGCCAAGAGGGAGAACUCAAACCGCGCGGUCAUCUGCUACUUUGGAGAAGGAGCCGCUAGCGAGGGAGACGCCCAUGCCGGCUUCAACUUCUCUGCCACUCUGGAAUGCCCUCUCAUAUUCUUCUGUCGCAACAAUGGAUAUGCCAUCUCUACCCCCACCAACGAGCAGUACAGAGGGGACGGGAUAGCUGCUCGUGGACCAGGAUAUGGCAUGAUGUCCAUCCGUGUUGAUGGCAAUGAUGUCUUUGCCGUGUACAAUGCAACAAAAGAAGCCCGUCGCAGAGCUGUUGCAGAGAACCAGCCGUUCCUCAUCGAGGCAAUGACCUACAGAAUUGGUCACCACAGCACCAGUGACGACAGCUCAGCCUACCGCUCUGUGGAUGAGGUGAAUUACUGGGACAAGCAGGACCAUCCCAUCUCCCGCCUGAGACACUACAUGAACGCCCACAGCUGGUGGAGCGAGGAGGACGAGCGGAGCUGGAGGAAGCAGUCCCGCAAGAUGGUGAUGGAGGCCUUUGAGAAGGCGGAGAAGAGGCUGAAACCUAACCCCGACCUGCUUUUCUCAGACGUGUACGAGGAGAUGACCCCCAUCCUGAACAAGCAGAAGGAGGCCAUGUGGAGGCACGUGCACCAAUACAAGGAGCAUUACCCCCUCGACGUGUUCGAAAAGUAAUAACCCUCAGAUGGGCCAGCUGUACAGACCAGAUAUGGGAGUGAGGGGUUGUUGGUAUAUUAGUGUAUGCAUAACAUUAUAGUUGGAAUUUUGAAUUUUCCAUGCUCUGUAUUCAGACAAAAUGUGGGAGUGAACUGAAUUAUAGUUUUCAUGUACUCCGUUAGAGGCCUCUGGCUUUUGUGCCUUAUAGAAUCUGCCAGUGGUUUCUAAAAUGUUUCAAGUUUAUCGAAUCAAUGACCUUUCUGACUACAUCUGAGCCUCAUGCAAAGCAGGGAAUUAGAAAGGUGUUACUUUUCAAAU